CACAUGGGACAUCGAGAUUUUGGGUUCUGUGAAACGCUUAAAGAUUCAUUGCCGGCAGACAAAUUUGCACUUUCUUGGAAAUUUUUUCGUGCACCAUUGUCCAUCGCAUCACGAGUGGUGUGCGUCCUCACUUUUCCCAAGUGAACACUGAAAGAGGAAGACAGAUGACCCAUAAUGUGGCGACAAUAGUUAGAGCUAGCUAUAUUUAGUUAAAUUGAUAAAGAUAAAAAACAUGGACAGAUCUGAAACAGAAUCACCUGAGCUUCAACCCCGACAAAGAGUUGGGACAAUUGGCAAUUAUGGCAGGUUUCGAUUGGUUGCUGAUUUGGAGCCAAUGGAAGUCACUUUUUUGCUGAUUGCAUUUGUUAGCAUUGUUGGAGCUGCAAUUAUUACGAUAGUUCGGAUUAAAGAAUCAGAAAAUGGAGAUUCAGAUUUUACUUUUGCAGUGUUGCUGUUAGUAAAUCUAAUAUUCAUCCUUUAUUACACAUUUCAUGGAGUAUUUUGUGAGCGUCCAUUUGAGCUUUUGGCAUCAGUUGCAGCAACUGUUGUGGUGUUAUUGUACUGUGUUGUUGAGUAUGCUAUAUGUGGGAAGAACAGUCACGGAAGUAACUGGGAUCUGAAAUUGGGACGGCUAAUCGUCAUUUGCGUUCUUGGUCCAAUCGAUAUUGUGUUGGGAAGUAUAAUUGCAUCUCGAUUCUAUCAAUCGAAAGGACUAAUUUUUCGGACAGUGGGUGGUAAUGCUGCAUUGCAAAACAUGUGUCAAGUCAUGUUCAUAUUUACAGCUUUCCUAAAGUUUGAUUUUCAGCUUGUCAUAAGUUUGUUGAUAUUGAUUUUGUCUGGUGGUUACAAUCAUACGGAGCUUGCAGAGAAACUUAUUAUUGGCAUAGGAGUUCCACUCAGUUUUUUCUGGGUUGUCUUGGGCUUUGUAAUGGUCAGAUAUGAGCUGCUUAAACUAAGUACAGCGUUUUGGGUGAUCAGUUUAACAGAGCCAGCUUACAUCAUUUAUCUCUUCGUGCGGACUGGCAAGAACUUUGGUACUACAGAUACCAUCUUGCGUGUGUGUAUUAUUGGAGCUGGUGUGCUUGCGUUACUGAUACGAGGUGCUGUUGUGUUUUUAUCGUAUUUUGUAACGAGAAAUUUUAACAAAGGUUUAAAGGAAAAAGUUUAUGGCGAUGGAAGCAACGAUACGCGAGCUCUGCCUUCCGAGCCGCCGAGAAAUUACGAUACCAUAUCACAACCCGAAUAAAUCGGAACAACCAAAAUAAAUCGGAAAAAUCUGAAUAAAUCGGAACAACCAGAAUGAAUUGGAAUCUUGCAAAUAAUCUCAUGCAACAUUAAAAUAAAUUGUACAGUCUUUAAAUAAUAUCUAGGGUAGCUUAUUUUUGUAUUCACGUUCGCGUUCUUAACUACGUAAUAGUAGAGUAAGAUUAAUUUACACGCAAAUUUAAUUUUGCGUACGACGAUUUUUAAUUUUUUUGUGUGAAAUAAAUUUCCGUCUUCUU
Hydractinia symbiolongicarpus is the source of this 1502-nucleotide messenger RNA. RefSeq lists its product as uncharacterized. Bases 233 to 1246 code for a protein of 337 amino acids. NCBI's taxonomy places the organism in Eukaryota, Metazoa, Cnidaria, Hydrozoa, Anthoathecata, Hydractiniidae. The record is from RefSeq and is a predicted model, not a curated record. The transcript is spliced from 11 exons.